AUGAUUGUGAUGCAGUUGCAGCAACAACUGCUGAUUUGGGUUAUAUUUUGGUUAAACUAUGCCACUGCAUUAACGAACUUUACUUGGUCCAGUGAUUCACCAUCGAUGGUUUAUGCUCUUCGAGCACAGAGGGACGUUAUGUCUAGUGCUACGAUUGAUCAGCUGCCACUGGUUGGUGUUGAUGUUGGUCGUGUAUUCAUCAAUGGGAUGGUGAUUGAAAAUAAAGAUGAGGAUGAGGAAGAUGAGGAUUUGCUGGUCAUGUUGGAAUCAUUGUUAGAGGCAGGAGUACAAGCUCUAAGUGUAGAUGUGGAAUAUAAAGAUGAAAUCUGGGUAGUUGGGAACUCUACUAUUGCCUUCGAUGAUUUCCUCUUGACAGUACGGGAUUUUUUAGAUGGAACCAAUACAGAUCUUUCAGCAAAUAUAUUAAUGGUAAUGUUAAGGAUCCAGCCGAACUCAUCAGAUUAUGGUUCUCCCAGCACGUUUAAUAAUUAUACUCACGGCUACAAUUACUCAGAUAUUAGUGAUUAUAACAAGGACGAUAUUGGCGAUGCUUCCGACAUAGAAGCUCUUAUAUAUUCAAAUAUUGGCCGGUCAUAUAUAUACUCCCCAGAAGAUUUGGUUGAUGAUAGAAACAAGAGUUAUACAUCAGAUAUUUAUGGGUUAAACUCAGUAAAUGGAUGGCCUACUUUAUCACAUUUUCUCUAUCAGAAGAGGAAGAGAGUCUUAUUUACAGAAUUGACUACUGAGAUGCCUUACAAUACAUCUUCCCUUCUUUUCAACAAAACAAUAUUACACUUAGAUGGGGGGAAUAUAGCUAUUAGUUGCCCAACUUCAAAUAGUGAACUUACAGAACUUUCGCUAGUUGCGUGGAGAUUUAUAGAAAACGAAUUUACAGAUGAUUCUGUUCGAUCUUACGUGGAUUGUGGAUAUUCGCCUAUUAUUGCUAACAAAUACAAUCAAAAUAAUAUAACACACUUAUUAAACUUGACUCAAUCUGCAUUAUUAUGGUCUUGGGAAGUUGGACAACCUUCAACAAAUGAAAAGAAAAACUCAGACACUUUGGAAGCAUAUAAUUGUGUUUCCUUUGUUUAUACAGCAAAUAACUAUUCGGCUUACUGGAAAGUAGAAAACUGCUAUGACGAAAAGAAGGGUUUAUGUGAAGCAAAAACGGAUUUAUUUUCAUAUAUAGUAUCAGAAAAUGUCGAUAGUUAUUUCAAUUUUGACAGUUUUGACGGUUCAAAUUGCCCCGAUGGAUUUGAUUUUUCAAUCCCAAAGACACCUUUGGAACAACUUGCAGUUAUAAAUUAUUUAAGACUUCGAAAUUCAUCAGAUACUGAAAUAUGGAUCGAUUUGAACUCAAUCUCGGUCAAUAAUUGUUGGGUUACUGGUGGUCCUUACGCUACAUGCCCAUAUGAAACAGUAAUGUCAAGAAGAAAUUUUACUAAAAUGAUAACGCCAGCUUCAAUAACUUCAUUUGGAUUGCUAGUACUAGUCACAUGUUUGAAUCUACUAAGUCUUCCAAUUCAUGAUAACAGAAGUAAUUGGAGGCGUAUGAUAAACAAACUGUCAAGAAAUGAAUUUGACGGUGUUCCUGCAUAA
Molecule: messenger RNA, 1599 nt
Organism: Vanderwaltozyma polyspora DSM 70294
Lineage: Eukaryota; Fungi; Ascomycota; Saccharomycetes; Saccharomycetales; Saccharomycetaceae
Gene: MTC6
Product: Mtc6p
Exons: 1
Coding region: 1-1599 (532 amino acids)
Source: RefSeq, a predicted model, not a curated record